UAAAAAUAAACGGUACAUUCAUCUCAUAUCAUAUGGGUUUAUAUACAAUAAUUAAGAAAAUCAAGCAGAAGGAAAAGGAAAUUCGUAUUUUAAUGCUAGGUUUAGAUAAUGCCGGCAAAACUACGAUAGUUAAAAAAUUCUUUGAUGAAGAUAUUAAUACCAUAUCUCCAACUUUUGGUUUUAAUAUUAGAACCCUCUUAUACAAAGAAUAUACACUUAAUAUCUGGGAUGUUGGUGGUCAAAAAACCUUAAGGGCAUAUUGGCAAAAUUAUUUUGAGAGUACUGAUGGUUUAAUAUGGGUUAUUGAUAGUUCUGAUAUUAGAAGAUUUAAUGAUUGUAAAUCAGAACUUCAUAAACUUUUAUUGGAAGAAAGAUUGCAAGGGGCUUCCUUACUUAUUUUUGCAAACAAACAAGAUUUAUCCUCUUCCCUGCCUGUGGAAGAAAUUCAACAGAUUUUAGAAUUGGAUAAAAUCAAAACACAUCAUUACCUUAUCUUGCCAUGUAGUAGCAUCACUGGACAAAAUUUAAUUGAAGGCUUAAAUUGGCUUGUACAAGAUGUUCAUAUCAGAAUAUUUAAAUGAAGACUGUUUACAUUAAUUUAUCCAUCAUAAUAAAAUAUUUAUUGUAUUUUGAAUUUUAUUAAGGUAUGAAAUAUUACAUAAAUUUCAAUAAAUUCAUGUGAUAGAUACAUAUAGAAAUUAUAAAUAAAAAUAUCCAACCUGUU
Messenger RNA from Gordionus sp. m RMFG-2023, 724 nucleotides. RefSeq names its product ADP-ribosylation factor-like protein 2. The transcript is spliced from 5 exons. Gene Ontology annotation, cellular component: cytoplasm; microtubule cytoskeleton. Gene Ontology annotation, molecular function: GTPase activity; GTP binding. The record is from RefSeq and is a predicted model, not a curated record. NCBI's taxonomy places the organism in Eukaryota, Metazoa, Nematomorpha, Gordioida, Chordodea, Parachordodidae. Gene Ontology annotation, biological process: protein folding. The coding region runs from base 33 to 581 and encodes 182 amino acids.